CAGGGAGAAUGUCUUUUGUCUGUUUGGCUUCAGCUCAGGAGAGCCAAGGGCCCCAGUCACCAGUGCUCCAUUCAGUAAAACAGAGAGAAGGCAAUCUGUGGCUAACACAAGAGCUCCACCAGCAGCAAAGACUACUCAGCAGCACAUUGCAGUGCAGUCUGGUAAUGGAACAUUAGAUCCUAGGAUAAGACAUCUGAUCAUACUUCUCAAAUCAAAUGUCCAUAUGCCAAGAUGAAGAUGGAAACAUCCUGUUAAACCUGAACCAGAAAUCAGCAAGCAUUCUGGUUACUUUCAAAGAGGUAUUGCUGAAUCAAUGGCUUAGACUACAGAAAUUAGAGAUCUUCGAUAAAAUUUGAAAGCUUUUCAAGUUUGCAUAGAGUUGUCUAGAAGCAGAUCAAAGUGGGAACACUAGUUCUAGUAAGGUUCACAGACAGAAACAAACUUCCUACAGAAAUGUGCCCAGCAAAGUAACUAAUGAAGAAGUCUUCCCCGAGGAAAUUAUAGAUAUCUUUUUGCCUAUUGGUUUAGGUAGCAUAAACAUCUGGGAUCAUAUUUGCCUACAUAUUUCUUUAAUUAAUAAGUAUGUCGCUGCCACAUUUUGCCAGGAAACAGUCACCGGUCUGUGAUGUUACUGUGACGCAGCGCAGUCACCGUGGUGACGUUUGUGAAUGUCCCAGCCCACUCCUCUCUCCCCACACCACGGGAGCUAUUGCACAUCAUACUGCUGCUGCCAGGAUAAACCUCAUCAGCUAGAGAAACGUGGACAGAAAUUUCUGUCGGAGUGGAAAAUUAAUAAUUAAAAUGGAGAUAUCUUUAUCAGAAACAUCAAAUGGUUCUGUUUUGGACAUGGACUCAGCAGUCUCAGCUUCUCCUGUCCUUCAAAUACGUGGUAAAAGGGUAGCUCAGGAUGCUGCCUCAGGAUCUACAAAAGCAGAAAACGCUUCUCAAGGUUCACGUGAGGAACCCUGCACAAAAAGACUACGUCUUAAUCGGUCUGAGAAGUGCUCUGGCAAAGCCAAUGACCUGUCACCCUGCUCCUUUCUGAAAAAACUCUGGGAAAUUGUUGAAAGCAACCACUUUCAGUCCAUUUGGUGGGCCGAUGAUGGAAACUCUAUAGUGAUUGAGGAAACGUUCUUCAAAACGGAAGUGCUGGCAAGGACAAGACCUCUGCAAAUUUUUGACAUUGCCAGCAUGAAAACUUUCAUUCAUCAGCUUCAUCAUCAUGGAUUCUUCAUUGUGGAAGGAGAUUUACCGAGAUCUGCUUCACAUGCUAAAUUCCUAGCAGAUGAAGCAGAAGUUUCCAUGUUUAGCGAGUUUCUCUACUACUACAACCCCUAUUUCAAGAGGGAUUGUCCCCAUCUGCUGAGAAGAUUCAGGCGAAGUGCUGGUAUAAAAAAGAGAGUACCAAGUGCAUUCUCACUGGGCCCGCAUUUGAAGGAGGGCCACCUGAGAAGAAGCCCUCUGAUGAAACGAUCGGGCUCUGCUGCGUCAGUGUGCAGUGAGCUCCCUGGCAGCAUCCAGGAUGCUGCUCCUGCUGGAUCUGCUGCUUCUCCGUAUCACAUUGCAUCUUCUGUACCAAAUGGUCCUUUUCCACCGGGGCUGGGACCAGAUAGCAGAGCUGCAGGUGACAGGGUUGGACUUCAACACAAUUUAUACUACAGAAAGUAUAGAUGCUAAGUAUCAAGUGAAUAUAGUAGUUCCAAAAAUAAAUUUUGAAAUUCGCAAUUUUCAAAUUGCAAAUGAGCAGCUUCCAGCUGUGGGCAGCUCUUUGGUGCGAACAUGGGUUUAAUCCUGCUCCAACAUAAGAGAGGCGAGCUCAGAUACCAUGCAGAUGGGUGCUUUAGAAAUAUCCACACUAAAAUGAAUUAAUCAAGGGCAUCUGAGCUGCUCGUGUAAAAACUUCCAACAUUCAGAGGCCCAAUCACCAUACUUCCAGCUGACCUAAAAUAUACCAAAACUAGCCUGUAGCCAAACUAAUACUUGCUGUGCAUUCCUCAGAGCCACAUUGCUGAGCACAGCCAAGUGUGGCCAGAGACCAAGACAGUUCAGCAACUGCUAAUCAAAUGAGCCAAAGGCCUUUGGCCAUAUUUUAGAGGAGGAUGUAUGAAGUACAAAACCACGGGGAGCAGUAGCUUACUUGUCAGUGUGCUAGCACAUUUGCUAAAGCAGUUGUUUUACUAUUCUUAAAAAUCUCUUAAAAAUCUUAAUUCUUACUUACACAGUGAUGCUGAUAUUCAGAUACAGUUCUACCAUGUCACAUGAAAAUGUGAUUUUUCGAUUAGGUAUAGAUAACUGUGCAUUUUUCUAACUGCCCUCAUUGCAACUCUUCAUUUCCUUUGUUCUUUGCAACUUGGCCAGGCCUUGGCCAAUUGGAGUUCUUUCUCCACACCAAUACAACAUAAAUAUUUCUGAAGAUAAAACUACAAAAAACUACAGCAUUUUUUAUACAUCCUGAAAUUCUGCUGACAAAUGAGAAGUCUUUCUAGUGGAGCAAAAAAAAAUUUGCGUCUGUCACAGCUAUAGGACUGUGAAGCACCCAUAAGAAGCAUGACACUUUUUAUGGCUGCUCCAGACGCCCAAAUCAGAGCAACUAUGCAGAAAUUUGAACAACUUGAAGACUCACUAAAUGUAGAGAGCCCAUGUUGUAGAGUUAGGAGGAAAAAUGGAUUUAACAGCCCAUGCAGUGCAUGAUGCCAACACUGCUAUUCUAAUUCCACAUACACUGUAGCAUGUAUACAGCGACCAGCCAGGUCUUGAGAAACACCUUCUGGGCGAAGCAAGCCUUCAGAGCAUAACUGAAGGUCACAGAACCCAAAGUUUAGGCUCUGACUGUAUCUUUGACUUCCAAGUCAAAGUUUAACCUAUUACCACACAGCUGGACGCAGUCGUUUCUGGCUAAGUCUGAAAUUGUGCAGCCACAUUUUCACACCAUGUGAUCUAGGGUGCAAAUGCUGCCUUAGGUAAAACUAGUUCACUUAACCUACUGCCCUACUUACUGAAUACUUUCUCAAUUUUCCUGUGUAGUUUAAAAGUGUCUAAUAAAAAUGUUUUACUUAAUGUUUCCUCACAUAUAAGUCUCAAAGCUUAGAUAAUGAGAACCAGAUGACAAUAGCACAUACAAGCAAACUCAUUUUGUAGAUAUGAAGUAGCUUUUGGAAAAGGGAUUGAAUUCUUGUGAGUGGGAUGGGUUUAAUUACACCACAGACUUUGAUCCUGUUCGCAAUUCCAGUGUGAAUUUGGGCAAAGCUUCACUGAAGCGAUUUGGUUACUGGCAAAUUUAA
Messenger RNA from Numida meleagris (helmeted guineafowl), 3281 nucleotides. Its product is annotated as heat shock transcription factor, Y-linked-like. The record is from RefSeq and is a predicted model, not a curated record. Bases 802 to 1677 code for a protein of 291 amino acids. Lineage: Eukaryota; Metazoa; Chordata; Aves; Galliformes; Numididae. Gene Ontology annotation, biological process: regulation of DNA-templated transcription. The transcript has 2 exons. Gene Ontology annotation, molecular function: DNA-binding transcription factor activity; sequence-specific DNA binding.